AGACAAAUAGCGGAUGAAAACUUAUACCUGUUAUCAGAAGAAAUAAGCCUAGCUACAGAUAAGGUUUACGCAAUCCUUGAGGUUAAGAUAAGUGAGAUUAAUGUAACAUUGUAUUGAACAGAUGAACAUUCGUCAAGAGUUAACCAAACAAUUUUGAUGAAGACUAAAGCUUUCCUCCAUAAAAAGAAAAGAAUAUAACCGACAUGAGCAUCGAUAUAGAAUGUAGUAGUUCUUCAUCGAAUGACAUGACUGAAAAGCGAACACUUAGUGAUGUGGAUAAGCAACAUGGAAAAGAAACAAAUAAAGAUGAGGACGAGAAAGAAAAUGUAACUCCACAACCUAUAGAUCUCGAUUACUUAUUGGCAAAUGAGCUAGGUCAGUUUGGCUGGUUCCAGUUAAGGAACGUCCUCUUGCUUGCUCUAUUAACUUUAUUCGGUGGAACUUCGAGCGAGUAUAUAUUUUCAGCAGCGGCUACACCACACAGAUGUCGCAUUCCAGAAUGCAGUGAAGGUGAGAAGUUGCAUGAAUUUAACCCUCAAUGGAUUAAUAAUGCAAUUCCAGAGACUAGUUCCGGCUUUGCGAGUUGCGAAAGGUAUGCCCCUGUGGGAACUAACGGGAGCUUGGACUACUGCCCUGCCAACCUGUUCGAUCAGUCCAACACUGUAGCUUGUGAAGGUUUCGUGUAUGCCAAUAAUAACACCGUUGUGUAUGAAUUUGACCUUGGAUGUAACGAGUGGUUGCGAGCCUUUGCGGGAACUAUACAAAGUUUAGGGACUCUUCUCGCAUUACCAAUCACUGGAUUUAUCUCGGAUCGCUUCGGGCGGAGAAUAGCUUUGGUCAUCAGUAUCGUCAGUCAGGGUUUGUUCGGUUUCAUUCGUGCAUUCUCUGUUAGCUACACCAUGUAUCUGAUACUACAGAUAGUGCAGACAACUUUCGGGUCCGGAGCUUUUAGUUCCGCGUUUAUUCUCGCUACGGAGCUGGUGGGGCCAAAGUAUCGUGUUAUCACAGGUGUGACUUUGACUUCAAUGUUCACAUUAGGAGAGGUAUUGUUGGGGGGUACCGCUUGGCUGAUCCCACCGUGGCGAUACGUGAUCAUGGUGACAACUAUCCCAUGCUUCUUCUUUGUCGUGUAUUACUGGAUUAUCACAGAAAGUGUGAGAUGGCUACUAUCGACAAAAAAGUACACCGAGGCUAAAAAAAUAUUACAUACUAUCGCAAGAGUAAACAAAACACAAAUCAGUGAAAAGUCUCUAGAAGUAAUUCUUAACCCAUCACAACUCACGAUUACAAAAUCUAAUAAUGCUGACAGUCUUGGAUUAGUUCGCACUAUAAUACGUUCUCCAAUUCUGCUAAGAAGAAUUUGCACGACGCCAUUAUGGUGGAUGACAAUGACGUUUGUCUACUACGGCCUGUCUAUCAACUCCACCUCUCUCUCCGACACCAUGCAUUUGAACUAUAUGUUGACAUCUUUUGUCAGUAUUCCUGGUUUUUACUCAUCUGCGUUCUUCUCGAAUACAAUUGGCAGAAAAUUUACUGUUGCAGUUGGUUUCUUUAUAAGCGCUGCUUGCAAUAUCAGUUUUGUCUUUAUACCCAGAGACUUUGCCAUCCUACGCCUUAUAGUGUAUCUUCUUGGAAAGUUCUUCAUCUCGUCCGUCGCGUCUACGCUAUAUAUCUACACAUCGGAACUAUAUCCAACAGAGUACCGACAUACUUUUCUCGGCUUCUCUUCCAUGAUUGGUCGUAUUGGAUCCAUCUUUGCUCCUCUUACUCCAGCACUUAUGAUCUAUUAUCACGGCCUGCCGUCGUUGCUGUUCGGAGGUAUGGGCGUCGUCGCCGGUCUGCUGGUGCUCACGCAGCCGGAGACGCUGGGCUGCAACAUGCCCGACACCCUGGCUGAGGCGGAAGCCAUCGGAAAACCAGAGUCCAAAAUAAAAACAACUAGAUUAUCUACUUGAUAACGAAUAUCCAUUUAUGACUUUAAAAAAAUGUUAUGUUUUAUUGUCUAUACUCUAUAACAUUGUGUAAAUACAUUUUUUUUUAUAAAAUUAUUCGUUAAGCCAAACAAGUGUUACAAAAUGUGUUUAUUAUGAAGAAAUAAUAUUGGGUAUCCGUUUUAUCAAACAUUUUUUUCCUUUUAUCCUUGAAAUUAUAGGAAGAUGUUACUACUGCAAAUGAAGCAGCGAAUAAAAAUUAAAUGCUUGAAUUUGGCUUAGAAUUGAAUGUAUUGAGUAGUUUGAGGAGACUUUAUGGUCGCCAAAUCCUUCUCAUCCUGAGAGUAGAGCCCGUACUCAGUAGUGAGCCGGCGAUGGGUUGAUGAUGAUGAUUAUUACGGAAUCACUUAGACAAUAAUUAUUCAAACAAUAAAAAAUAAUAAAAAUAAAAGUCCAAUUUACUAUCAAAAAUAAAAAUAAUAAUUACAAUUUCAUAUUGCCAUAGAAAGGAUACCUGCCAAAGAAUACCUCAUUAUUGCACUACAAAACCAUUAAUUAGUCAUAAUCAUCAGAUCGGUAUAUUAUUUAAGAAUAGGUUAUCACUAAGGAAUUCAGAAAUAUUAUAAUAGCAUUUAUUUAUUUAUAAGCAACUCAAGAGUUCUUCUUUUGAAUUUAUUAAAAGUACUGCUUUUA
Maniola jurtina (meadow brown) is the source of this 2624-nucleotide messenger RNA. Its product is annotated as organic cation transporter protein-like. NCBI's taxonomy places the organism in Eukaryota, Metazoa, Arthropoda, Insecta, Lepidoptera, Nymphalidae. Gene Ontology annotation, molecular function: transmembrane transporter activity. Gene Ontology annotation, cellular component: membrane. Gene Ontology annotation, biological process: transmembrane transport. Bases 204 to 1955 code for a protein of 583 amino acids. The transcript has 7 exons. The record is from RefSeq and is a predicted model, not a curated record.